Betta splendens (Siamese fighting fish) is the source of this 1048-nucleotide messenger RNA. It is a transcript of the gene mrps2, whose product is annotated as mitochondrial ribosomal protein S2. The transcript is spliced from 4 exons. Gene Ontology annotation, molecular function: structural constituent of ribosome. Bases 133 to 942 code for a protein of 269 amino acids. Gene Ontology annotation, cellular component: ribosome; mitochondrial small ribosomal subunit. Gene Ontology annotation, biological process: translation. NCBI's taxonomy places the organism in Eukaryota, Metazoa, Chordata, Actinopteri, Anabantiformes, Osphronemidae. The record is from RefSeq and is a predicted model, not a curated record.
ACUUUACCAAACAAACAAUUUUUACAUCACAUUUGACCAGUAGGUGGCGGAGCGCGACUAUUUUGUGCCUCAAUUCAACACGUAGAAGAAGUACAACGCGCAUGCGCAGUUUGUUGACCUUCUGUGGCAAGCAUGGCAGCCCGGGCGCUGACGAGAGGACUUUUGGGUUUAAGACACUGCCAAGCGGUCUCGGGUGUAUCUUACUGUGGUGGGCAUCAGUAUGUUACCGCAGCAUCCGCCAAUUCUCCGCAACUGCACAUUGAUGAAGUUACAGAAAAAAUAUUAAACGCACCACUUGACAAGCCGGACUUUUUUCGUGUCUCAGAGCUCUUCUCAUUGAAAGAUCUUUUCGAGGCCAGAGUGCACCUCGGUCAUAAAAAAGGGUGCAGACACAGGCUUAUGGAACCUUACAUCUAUGGCUGUCGUUUGGACCACGACAUAAUUGAUCUGGACCAGACUGUGGAACACCUUCAGCAAGCUCUGAAUUUCACUGCCCAUAUAGCAUAUCGUGGCGGGGUCAUACUAUUUGUUUCUCGCAGACGUCAAUACAGCCACUUGGUGGAGACUACGGCUAAGGAUUGUGGGGAAUACGCCCAUACACGAUACUGGCAGGGCGGCAUCCUUACCAAUGCCUCUAUCCAGUAUGGCCAAGGAGUCCGCUUACCAGACCUCAUUAUCUUCCUGUCCACACUUAACAACGUAUUUCAGCAACAUGUUGCAAUCAGAGAUGCAGCCAAGAUGAACAUCCCCACUGUUGGCGUGGUGGACUCAAACUGCAAUCCCAGCUUGAUUACAUACCCUGUGCCUGGGAAUGAUGACACUCCAGUUGCCGUGGAGCUGUACUGUCACUUAUUCAAGAUGACCAUCAACCGUGCCAAGAACAACAGGAAACAGAUGGAUAUGAUUCACGGCCUGUCAGCACCAUCCCCUCAAAGCUCAUGAUAUUGUUUACCUUUGAAAUAAGAGACAUUAAAUACAUCCAAAGGCUUUCUUUUGCUCGCCCCUAUCAUAUAUCUUCAAAGUUAAAUAAACUUAAAGUGUAAAUAUA